UUUCACUUAAUUUUAGACUGGUCUAUUGUAUCAUAUUCACAGAUCCGUCAUACAUGUUAUUCCUUUCAGAAGGUUAAGUUCUUAAAACUAUGGCCGAAGUACUUCUGUCAAGUUUUGCAGUGUCAAUUCUUGGAAAGAUAGUUUCAUUUGUUAGUGAACACAGUCUGAAUGAGAACAAAUCAGACAUCAGUGUACAUAAAGAACUGCGGAAGCUACAGAAGUCGUUGCAAUCUAUUAAUGGAGUUCUUCUAGAUGCAGAGAGAAAGCAGAGUACUUCUGAUGCACUUAAGGAAUGGCUACGAAACCUGAAAGAUGUUGUGUAUGACAUAGAUGACAUUUUGGAUGAUGUGUCAACUGAAGCUUUGAAGCGCCGUGUUGACAAAGGCAUGGUUACUCAAACCAAAUGUUUACAUAUUUAUCGUUUCAAAUUAAGGAGAAAAUUACUCAGAAAGAAAAUAUUGAGCAGCAGAAUAAGAGAAGUUUGUGAAAAGCUUAAUGAAGUAGCCAUCUAUAGAAAGGACUUUGGACUGACUGAUUGGGCAAUGGCUGGUCAGUGUUCUGAAGAACCACAAAGAGAAUCAUAUUCUUUUGUGUACCAAGCUGAUAUAAUUGGAAGGGAUGAUGCUAGAGAUGAGAUCAUUCGUGAGAUACUAAGAGCUUCAGAAUGUCAUGAUCUUUUUGUUCUUCCUCUGCUCGGACUUGGAGGCAUUGGGAAAACUGCACUAGCAAAAAUGGUGUAUCAUAAUCAACAAAUCAGGGAGAGGUUCUGUAAGAUAUUGUGGGCCUGUGUCUCCAACAAAUUCAAUCUGAAAAGGAUACUACAAGAUAUAAUAGAGUCUGCCACUGGUGAGAGUUGCAAGCAUCUAAACUUGGAACAAAUACAAAAGAAACUCAGAGGAAUUUUGCAGAAUGGAAACUAUUUCCUUGUACUAGAUGAUAUGUGGACUCAUAAUAUAAAUGAAUGGAGAGAGCUAAGGAAUUUACUGUCAAGUGGUGCAAGAGCUAGUGUCAUAAUUGUUACAACACGCAAAUAUGUUGUUGCAUCUAUGGUUGGUACCUCAAACCCAUACAAGGUGGGUGCACUCCCUUUUCAUGAGUGCAUGCAAAUUUUUACUAGAGUUGCAUUCAAACAAGGUGAGGAAAAUAAAUAUCCGUCGCUGUUGAAAAUUGGAGAGUCCAUUGUCAAGAAGUGUGCUGGAGUACCAUUGGCGAUAAAAUCACUGGGUUCUCUGUUAUUUACCAUGCGUGAUGAAAGUCAAUGGCUGCGUGUUAAAGAAGACCACUUGUGCAAAAUUAUACAAGGUGAUGGAGAUAUUAUGCCAGUGCUAAAGUUAAGUUACAAUGCUCUUCCACCAGCACUGAAACCAUGUCUCUCCUAUUUAUCCAUAUUUCCAAAGGACUUCGAAUAUUACAGAAGAUGCAUAAUCAUGCUUUGGAUGGCACAUGGGCUACUCCGCUCGAACAACUUGAGUGAUGAAAUAGAUGUUGGUAAUCAGUAUAUUGUUGAAUUAAUAGGAAGUUCUUUCUUCCAAGACGCCCUAAUUACUUUUGAUGGAAGCAUGCCACAUUGCAAGAUGCACGAUAUUGUACAUGAUCUUGGCAGAUAUGUUUUGGACACAGACCUAGCUAUUGUGAACUGUGACGGGCAAGAAGUCUCAGAAACAGUGAGGCAUCUAGUAUGGGACUAUAAGGAUUUCUCGCAUGAGCAAGAAUUUCCUGGUCAUUUAAUCAAAGCAAGAAAAGCUCGAACUUUUGUUAGUUCAUGUAAUCCUGGUUCAUUAAGCAAAAAGUUUCUGCAAGUGUUACUUUCCAAGUUUUUGCUUCUACGUGUAUUGAUUAUAUCAGGAGCUUGGAUUGAUGAACUCCCAGAUUCAAUUGGAAAUUUAAAGCACCUGAGGUAUGUUGAUCUCACCUGGAACAAAAGCAUAAAAUUCCUUCCGAAUUCCAUAUGCAAGCUGAUAAACCUUCAGACACUUGAUCUUUAUCGGUGUGACCACCUAAUCGAGUUGCCAAGAGAUGUAAACAAGUUAAUUAGCCUCAGGUACUUGAGCCUGACAUGUAAGCAGAAGCAUUUCCCAGAAGGAGGACUCUGUGGCUGGGCUUCCUUAACAUACCUGCAGCUGCACUCAUGUAGUGAACUGACAUCACUGACAGAACAGAUUGGCUGCCUAACUGCCUUGCAAAUGCUGUGGAUCAGUGAUUGCCCAAAGCUCCCUUCUCUCCCAGCUAGCAUGAAGCAUCUGUCUGCUCUGCAAGAGCUGUUCAUCGAAAAUUGCCCAGAGCUGGAUUUGAUGAAUACGGAGGAAGCCAUGGAUGGGUUAUGGAGUCUUCGAACAUUGCAGAUUAUUGGACUUCCAAAGCUAGAGCGUCUUCCUGUGACCCUUUGUUCUGCCUCGCGUUCUCUUCAGUAUUUAUUGAUUGAGAAAUGCCCCAAGCUAAGGGAGAUUCUAAACUAUAUGCAAGAUCUUGCUAAAGACACUAACCACCGGAGGGUAUUCAUUAAGGAUUGCCCGGGCAUAAGCAGGAGAGGGAUGAAAGAAACAGAUGAGGAUUUACAUCACCCGGUGAAAUAACAGAGAUGCACGGGAAAAACAUAGCAUAUGAGAAAAAAACAGUCACACAGGGAAGGAAAAAGGUUAGCCAGCCAUUGUGUCAUUUGUCCAGGGAAGUUCUCUUUUUACCGUGGCACAAUCAUGCUUUUGUUCAUCUCAUUGUGUAACUUCAGCAGGUGGAUUUUGGUUCAUGGAUGAUAACAUAAUUUAUGGACAGUU
Oryza brachyantha (malo sina) is the source of this 2771-nucleotide messenger RNA. RefSeq names its product putative disease resistance protein RGA1. The coding region runs from base 90 to 2573 and encodes 827 amino acids. Gene Ontology annotation, molecular function: ADP binding. The record is from RefSeq and is a predicted model, not a curated record. Lineage: Eukaryota; Viridiplantae; Streptophyta; Magnoliopsida; Poales; Poaceae. The transcript has 2 exons. Gene Ontology annotation, biological process: defense response to other organism.